AUGGAAAAUUACUUGAAUCUGGAUUUAAUCACCAAUGAAUGUGAUAUUGUAAAUGAAGACAGUUCGUCAAAGACAAGAGAAAAUGAGGUUGUAUAUAAAGAUAUAAGAAAAACGUGCUCAGUGCCUCUGAACCACUUCGGUCCCAUACCGGGAAUCGAAGUUGGAAUGUGUUGGAAAUAUAGAGAUCAAUUAUCAAAGGCAGGAGUACACAGGCUACCGGUCUCGGGAUUCCACGGGCGUUCACUUGACGGCGCUUACAGUAUUGUUCUUGGAGGUCUAUAUAAAGACGGGUACGACAACGGCUAUGAAUUCACAUACAAUGGCAGCGGAGGCCGAUAUUUGUCCCGUGACCAGACGCUUACGGGACCGAAUAUGGCUUUAGCGAGAAAUUGCGCAGUGAACCCUUUAAACGAAGACGGCGCCGACGCUGGUGACGCUUGGAAGAGUGGAUUGCCAGUUCGUAUCGUCAGAUCCUAUAGGAUGCCAAAGCGUUUCCCCACAUACGCUCCCAAAGAGGGAUAUCGAUACGACGGCGUCUACAAGGUCGUAAAGUACUACCCCGAAAAGGGGCUCUCGGGGUAUAACGUGUGGAAGUACUUAUUGCGAAGAGACGAUCCUAAUCCCGCGCCAUGGGAACCCGAAGCGAAACAGUUUCCCGUCAUUUGGCCAGAUGGUUCUCAAGAAGCACGGGCCGAGAAAGAGGUCGUGGCCCCGAAAAAGAGGACAGAAAAAGAAACGAAUAGUGCUACUUUAAAAAAAGGAAAUAAGAGGAAAAAUGACUCGCCAAUAACUGUUUCGGAUGACGACGAUACUAUAAUGAUGCCGAAAAGGAGACGAGGAAUUUAUAGAACACAUAAAGCAAGAGUUUCUCUGUAUAAUGUGCCAAGGUGUCGUUCAAACCCCGGUCACCACGCCCUGUUUCCACAACUUUGUAUGGUUUGCUUGAAAGUCGCUUUAAAGUCUUCGCGACAAUGUCCACGGUGUAGAAAAAACAUCUCCGACGCGGAAUUGACCCUGAACGACGAACUGAAGAAUGCGUUGAAGAUGUUUCUCCCGGGAUACGACGCCGGUGAAAAGUAG
Molecule: messenger RNA, 1080 nt
Organism: Leptosia nina
Lineage: Eukaryota; Metazoa; Arthropoda; Insecta; Lepidoptera; Pieridae
Source: the annotation of a GenBank genome assembly